AUGGUCACUUCAACGCCUACAAUCUCGAGACAACGCCCGGGCUCGGCCUGUGAGGAGUGUCGACGGCGAAAAGUACGUUGUGACCGUCGUCGGCCGCAGUGUCAGGUGUGCUUCGAGACAGGCAUCGAGUGCAAAAUCAAUACCACCAGACUGCCUCGGGGACCUCGCAAGGGCCAGCUGCGCACGCUGCGGACCCGAAUCGCUGCCCUGGAACGCUGCCUCGCCGAUCAACAUCCCGAGAUCAAUCAUCAGAUGGCGAGCCUCUUUGACGGUACCAUGCUCGACUGUGACUCGGAGGAGGAUCCCUUUCGGGAUCUUUCAUCGCUGCCGGAUGCGAUCCCCGUCGCGGUGCCCUCGUCCACUCUCCCAGACCCGGGUUUGGCCACGCUGCAAUCCCCGCGGACACCCGAGUCCUUACCCCGGACAACGGGCUUGGUCUCGGACCUGAUGCGAGCUGAACUGGACCAGCUCUACUUUGAUCGAGUCCACCCAUGUGUUCCUAUUCUACAGCGCUGGCGCUAUCACGUUUGGGCUCGACAACCGAAGAAGACGGAUAGUCAGGUUGGUCUGCAAUACGCCAUGUGGACAGUCGCAGCCGCUCUUUCCGCCCAAUUUCAGGCUUUGCGCGAUCGACUCUAUACCGAGACGCGGCGAAUCCUGGAUUCUCCCGAUCGGCCAGAGAGUAUCACCAUGGUGGCAGGGCUGGAACAAGCGCAGGCGUGGAUUCUCAUCGGAAUUUACGAAUAUAUGCAACGCUCCCCGCUGCAAGCAUGGAUGAGCAUCGGUAGAAGCUGCCGCCUGGUCCUUGGCAUGCGGUUAUAUGAGCUGGACGACCCGAUCAAUCCGGUUGCUAUGGCUCGGGAACAGGAAGCUCUCCUGGUGGACUGGGUUGGUCUGGAGGAGCAGCGGCGGACGUUCUGGAUGGCGUAUUCGCUGGAUCGGUUGAUCAGUUUUCACCACGGGUUGCCUUUUACCCUGCAGGAGCAUGUGAUCACCACCCGGCUUCCCAGCCCGGAAGAAGAAUUCCAGUCAGGGCAACCAACCCUAACGGCGUAUCUACGAGAUCUCAUGAGCCCCCAUCCACAGCACCCGCCAUCGGUGCAUCCUUACUCACAUCCCGAUCCUAACGGUCAUGCUCAGCCGCGCCCUCACAUCUACAUGAAUCCGCAUUCCCCGACGUCGCCCCCUCACCUGACCCUGGGCUUUCCGUCCGGGGCCCCUCCGACCAACCCUACAGCAACCCCCGUCCUGAAUCUAGAGCUCACCCAGGUCACCCUCUCGAAUUUCACAGAGUUCAUCCUGUUAGCCACCGUCGUUGGGCGUAUCAUUUCGCACCGCGAAUCCCUGGCUAUGGAGCAGAAUCUGCAGCCGUUCAACCCGCCGCUUUCUCCCACAAGUCCGCACACCCCGAUCCCAAACUCCCUCGAUGUUUUCUGGACUCGCCAUCAGGCUCUGCAUGGCCUCCUCAACACCCGGAUGCAGUCCCUGGCAUCGAAUCCCCAAGCCCUGGACGACCCCUUGCUCCUGUUCUCCCGCAUUGUCGCGCAGAGCAUGGUCUUGUUCCUGCACAGCGUGCUCGAGUCCGUCGCCUGGAGAUCGGGUGGGGACCAGCUACUGGGCAUCAUUGAGUAUGAGCGGCUGUGUGUUCUGGCCGCGCACGAGGUUGUAGGAUUGGUGAAAAUGCAGGGUCAGUUGGGAUAUUUCAAGGUUCACCCUCUCGCACCCAUACCCCUUAUGAUGUGCACUGAAUUUCUCACCGCCCAUGCAUAUCUUGAUCCUUCGUUCGAGGUCAUGUUGCAUGAGCUGCUGGAGUGCUUUGGAGAUUUAGAGAGAGUGAAGAAUCCCGUGCAGAGCCCGGCCUCGUCGGGAGUAUGA
Molecule: messenger RNA, 1875 nt
Organism: Aspergillus saccharolyticus JOP 1030-1
Lineage: Eukaryota; Fungi; Ascomycota; Eurotiomycetes; Eurotiales; Aspergillaceae
Product: fungal specific transcription factor domain-containing protein
Exons: 6
Coding region: 1-1875 (624 amino acids)
Biological process (GO): regulation of DNA-templated transcription; DNA-templated transcription
Cellular component (GO): nucleus
Molecular function (GO): DNA binding; DNA-binding transcription factor activity, RNA polymerase II-specific; zinc ion binding
Source: RefSeq, a predicted model, not a curated record